AGACAAAGUGACAUCACGUGACGCUUUAGAGAGGAAGAAGAAGAAGAGGAACCACGGAGCGACAGGCGCGGACGCGGCCGGACGGGUUUGUCCGUGCACCAAAUCUCCUCCAUGACAUGGAUGUUAGAGACGGUUGACAACAAAACACCCGGCUUUUCCAUCCACGAUGUUUUCACAUAGUUUCAAGAGCAGUAAACAGGACUUCGCGUUUGGACCAUGGAAAGUUACUGCUGCCAAAAACCACAUCAUGAAAUCCAAGGACAUUGAACGGUUGGGGGGGGAGAUGAAACUUCCGUCCCUUCCAGAGAUGCUGUUUGGAGACAACGUUCUCCGUAUCCAACACACCGACGGCUACGGCAUCGAGUUCAACGCCAUCGAUGCCCUCAGGAGAGUCAACAACAUGGAGGACGCUGUGAAGGUGGCCUGUGCUCAGGAGUGGCAGGAGAGCAGAGCUGAGUCAGAACACUCCAAAGAAGUGGUGAAACCCUACGACUGGACCUACACCACGGACUACAGAGGAACCUUGAUAGGAGAGGAAACACAGAUGAAGGUGAGCGAAACCACAGAACGCAUCGACAUGGAGAAGCUGAAGGCUCGGGAGCAGAUCAUGUUCUUCGAUGAGGUUCUGCUGUUUGAGGACGAGCUCCACGACCACGGAGUUUCCAUGAUCAGUGUCAAGAUUAGGGUGAUGCCCACCAGCUUCUUCCUGCUGCUCCGUUUCUUCCUGCGAGUGGACGGCGUUCUGAUCAGGAUUAAUGACACCCGUCUUUAUCACGAGGCUGGAAUGAACUACAUGCUACGAGAGUUCAGCACGAGGGAGAACCAAAUAUCAGAGCUGAAGCGAGUUCCAGCAGCCUUGUACACUGAUCCUAAUGAGAUCGCGCAGCAUCUGUCCCUGAAGCUGACGGUGUCUGAGAAGCUGGAGUUUCCUGUGACGACUGCAGACAUCUGUCCAUGAUGGAGUCCGUGUGGAAACAGGAUUCAAAAGUCUUUUGACUCCAUCCUUAAACUCUGCAACAAUAACACAACAUUAAUGUCAUCUUUUUUAAUCACCCUGUGUGAUUGACAGACACAAAGACAGUGAUGAGGAAUGACCACAGGGUUCUGUCAUGUGACCACAGGUCCAGUCAUGUGAACUCCAGAGUCCACUUCAUAGUUUCAUAUUUAAAAAAAAAAAAUCCAUGUUUUGUUCUUUUUUUCUUCAGAAUAUUCAGUUUUUUACCGAUGAGUCGCAGCGUCUGGUUAAACGCAGUCUCAUCUAAAACAACUUCCUGUCUGAAAAACAGAGCACUGAAGAUUUCGUUCAGAGCACAUUCACCGAGCAUCAAUAUUCACUGUUCACGUGGUACUUUAACAAUACUUUAACAGUACUUUGAGGAAACCUUAGUCUGCUCCCCUCAGCAGCAGUUUUCACUUUAAUUGAGGUUUGUUGUCAUCAUGAUCAUCAAGUUAAUGUUUAGCGAAAUAUUUUUUAAGAAAAAGAACCUAGAACAACAUCCAGCACAUUUGUGUAUAUACAGCGUAAUUCCUACAGUGACCUCUAGGAUCUGUGAAUAUAUGUACCAGGAGGCUAAUUAAACGUUUUCUUUGUGUAA
Messenger RNA from Cynoglossus semilaevis (tongue sole), 1595 nucleotides. RefSeq names its product TIP41, TOR signaling pathway regulator-like (S. cerevisiae) (gene tiprl). Gene Ontology annotation, biological process: TOR signaling. The record is from RefSeq and is a predicted model, not a curated record. Bases 167 to 958 code for a protein of 263 amino acids. Gene Ontology annotation, cellular component: cytosol. The transcript is spliced from 8 exons. Lineage: Eukaryota; Metazoa; Chordata; Actinopteri; Pleuronectiformes; Cynoglossidae.